This is a messenger RNA of Galeopterus variegatus (Sunda flying lemur), 699 nucleotides long. It is a transcript of the gene EDF1, whose product is annotated as endothelial differentiation-related factor 1. The record is from RefSeq and is a predicted model, not a curated record. The transcript is spliced from 5 exons. Lineage: Eukaryota; Metazoa; Chordata; Mammalia; Dermoptera; Cynocephalidae. Gene Ontology annotation, cellular component: nucleus. The coding region runs from base 78 to 524 and encodes 148 amino acids. Gene Ontology annotation, molecular function: DNA binding.
ACGUCGCGUCGUCGCGCCGGGUCUCGAGCAGCUGCCGCGGAGCCGCCGUGCGGACGCCCGCCCCCGCCCGCCCAGUCAUGGCCGAGAGCGACUGGGACACGGUGACGGUGCUGCGCAAGAAGGGCCCUACGGCCGCCCAGGCCAAGUCCAAGCAGGCCAUCUUAGCAGCUCAGAGACGAGGAGAAGAUGUGGAGACUUCCAAGAAAUGGGCUGCUGGCCAGAACAAACAGCAUUCGAUCACCAAGAACACUGCAAAGCUGGACCGGGAGACUGAGGAGCUGCACCAUGACAGGGUGACCCUGGAGGUGGGCAAAGUGAUCCAGCAGGGUCGGCAGAGCAAGGGGCUGACCCAGAAGGACCUGGCCACGAAAAUCAACGAAAAGCCGCAAGUCAUCGCAGACUAUGAGAGUGGACGGGCCAUUCCUAAUAACCAGGUUCUGGGCAAAAUCGAGAGAGCCAUUGGCCUAAAACUCCGGGGGAAGGACAUUGGAAAGCCCAUCGAGAAGGGGCCGAGGGCAAAGUGAGCACAAAGCCUCGAAGUCAGUGUGUUCCGGCUGAUCUCCCCGGCUGGGUCCCCGACCAGCGGUGCUGCCGUGGGUCUCCUCGCGUGGCUAAGCGGAACGUGGGUGUCCAGCCUGCGGGCACCCUCCUCACCCACACCUGCUGUCAAAACACAACAAAAGCUUGCGAACUCCUGGC